Phyllostomus discolor (pale spear-nosed bat) is the source of this 1760-nucleotide messenger RNA. Its product is annotated as zinc finger protein 449-like. Lineage: Eukaryota; Metazoa; Chordata; Mammalia; Chiroptera; Phyllostomidae. The record is from RefSeq and is a predicted model, not a curated record. Bases 76 to 1500 code for a protein of 474 amino acids. The transcript has 4 exons. Gene Ontology annotation, molecular function: DNA-binding transcription factor activity, RNA polymerase II-specific; RNA polymerase II cis-regulatory region sequence-specific DNA binding. Gene Ontology annotation, biological process: regulation of transcription by RNA polymerase II.
AGAAAUUCACGAAGAAAUAAAUUUGAAUCUGAGACUUCAGGUGCCAGAUAAAUUGGACACUGCUGGAAGAGGGCAAUGGCUACUGCCUUCAGUAAUGCAGUCCAGGCCUCCUUGAAUCUAGGCUCCAUGUUUGUAGAGUAUGAUAAUGACACUGAAGUCUUCCGUCAGCGCUUCAGGCAGUUCCAGUACAAAGAAGCAGCAGGGCCUCGUGAAGUUUUCAACAAACUCCGGGAGCUUUGCGAUGAGUGGCUGAAGCCAAAGAUGCGUUCUAAGGAACAAAUGGUGGACCUUCUAGUUUUGGAGCAAUACCUGAAAAUUAUGCCUCCUGAGGUAGAGACCUCAGUGAAAGAUCAAUGCCCAGCGGCUACAGAAAGUUUUGUGUCACUAUUAGAAGGAUUAGAGACCGAACUGGAGACACCAGAGCCACAGAUCGAUAGGCAGGAGAUGCUCUUGGAAGACCCAGCAGCAGUUGGAAUGGCACACGUGGUACCAGACAUCUACCUGGAGACACUCCCACCCCAAGCAAUGGGACCUGUCCCUGAGACCCCAGUAGCAGAGGCGCAGAUCCCACAGGCAGGGCUGCAGGAGCUGAGCAAUGGUGCCACUUGGGAAGGCCAGGCCUUUUGGGACCCUGAAACCUGUGUUGACUCAAAACUACCCUUCUUCCCAUCUCUCCUAUGGCCAGCAUAUUCAGUGCUAAAGCCUGACCCCAUAGAGCCCUGGAUGAAGGAACUACAGGACUGCAUGGAAGAGGAACAAUUUCAAUGGCUUGACUUCAAGAUAGAUGGAAAUGCACUUCUUGGUCCCAGUUUACCAGAAGACUUCGAACAGCCAAGAAGUCCGCUGGGAAAUCCUGCAGAGCAGCUACCCAGAGAGCACACAUUGCCUGUCUACGAUGAGAACCCCUUUCCAGAAGAAAGAGCUGAUGUAUCCAACCAGGAAGAACCUCUCAGCCCCAGAGCCCAUGAGCAAAACCAUGCCCAAAAGAGCCCACACCAGUGUCUUCACUGUGGGAAAGAAUUUGUUUCCAAUAAGGUACUUAAUGGGCACCUGAAAAUUCAUGCAGGAGAUCUCCCUCAUGAGUGCCUUGAAUGUGGGAAAAGAUUCCUUCGUAAGUCCAACCUAGAAAGGCAUCUUCGAGUUCACAGAAGGGAGGCACCCUAUAAAUGCAAUGGGUGUGAGAAGCAAUUCAGUCAGUUAUCACACUUCACAGAACACCAGAAAACCUCUUCUGGUCAAGAAGUAUACAUUUGCCCUGAGUGUAGGGAGCGUUUUUGCAAUAGAAAAGGUUUUGUAAAUCACCUAAAAAUCCACACAAAUGGAAAACCUUUUAAAUGUCACAGUUGUGGAAAAACAUUUAAUCGACAAAGAGACCUUAGAGUGCACUACAUGACGCACACUGAAGAGAGACCAUUUAUGUGUGAGUAUUGUGGGAAAAACUAUAGACAUAAAUCAAGCCUUGUUUUUCAUUUAAGAAACCAUUCGGGGGAGAAGCCAUAGAAGUGCAUUCAUUGUUUUUACAAGCUUCAUAAAGAAAACAUGCUUUAAUGUGCACCAACUGCUCACUUUAGAGAAGAAUUUGUUGAAGAAACCAGGUUCUACACAAAUUGACACAAAUCUACCAAAACUUUAAUGUGUAUUAGACUGUCUGGGAAGAAUGGUUUUGUUUGAGCUUAUUCAUAAGAACAGCUUUGUCUUUGGUGUGCUUAAAAUCCAUCUUCCAAAGCAUAUAAAUUUUAGAGCAGGGGUAUCAAACUCAU